GGAACUUCGCUUUUAUUUUAAUUGUGUUUUGUUGUUGAUACGUUCGAGUUCAGUUGAAGUCUGAUAGUUGCUAAUAAAACUAAAUACGUUAGUUACAAAGAAAGUGAAAUAUUAUUAUCGCGUUCGGGAUCAUCGGAAUUUUCCUAUUCGCAGGAAAAACUCAAAAAAGUCUCUUUUAUGCAGUUUGCAGUGCAUAUCUAGCUGAGACUUUGUUUUUAUUUAUUUUUUAAUAGAUUGACUCGUUGAUCGAUCGCAAUGGAACAGCAAGAGGAGAUCCUGAUGCACGUGGCCAAGGUGGUUAGGGCACUGAUCACGUCCGCAAAGCCGCCGGUCGAGCUGCGGUCCAUCGUCAAGGAUUACAUGGACGUCGAGGGUGAGCCGAUGCCCUUUCGUCGGAUGGGCUACUCGAAUCCCCAAGAACUGCUCCAGGAUACGGAGGAGUUCAACUUUAACUGCUACGGCAAUCAGGUCUUCAUCACAGCGAAGUAUAACGCCAAAACAGAACACAUUGCGCGUUUGGUACGCCAGCAGAAGUCCAGCAAGUCCAGAUCAAUAUCGAAGCCCACGCCAGCUGCUCAGCGAGCACAAAGUCAGAAGACCAACUACGGCUCUAACUUCAAUAACUAUCAACACCAAAAUAAGCAGCAGAGUUAUCAGCAGCCGCAGGACCGGUAUUGUCAGAAACAGCCACAGUACUGGCAGCCCAAUUACUUCCAGCAGCAGCAGCAGGAACAGCAGCUACAGCAGCAGCAGGCACAGCAGCUACAGCAGCAGUACUAUCAACAGGCCCAGCAGAAACAGCAGGCACAGCAGCAGUACUAUCAACGGACCGAGCAGCGUCGGAAAAAGGAACUUGAGCUGCAGGAGCAGGCUAAACGGAAUUGGAACCGGCAGAAGGAAGAGGAGCAGCGUCGGAAAAAGGAACUUGAGCUGCAGGAGCAGGCUAAACGGAAUUGGAACCGGCAGAAGGAAGAGGAGCAGCGUCGGAAAAAGGAACUUGAGCAGCAGGAGCAGGCUAAACGGAAUAAAGAAAUAAAGGAAGCAGCUGAGCGCGUUAAGCAGGCGAAAGCCAAUCAAGAACAAGAUCUAAAGGAAAUCAUAGAACAAGAGCUGAGGGCUAAGAUCAAAAAGAUUGAAGAAGAGUUUUCCGAACAGCUGCAGACUAUCAAGAAAAAUCAGGAACAGGAGCUCAAAAGGCUAAGGAACGAGCUUAAGGAACAAGAUCAAGCUCAAAGAACGAAGGAAGUCGAAGAGCAGACGCGCGUAGAGAAAGAUAACCGCGUUCAGGCUCAGGAGGUUACCAUGCGAGCUGCAAAGUUGGAUCAGGAAAAGAUCCUUGUAACAAUUGCCAACAACAAGGCACCAGCCAUGAAUGGACACGGUGCAAACCACGUUAAGGCUAACGGCCAAGCCAAAUACAAUGACGGCAAACCUCCGCUGCGCGCAAUACUAGGCAACAGUGCUUCGCAGCGCCAGCAAGAUACAAGCAGCGUAUUCCAUACCCCUGAAUCCACAUUCAAACGGCCGCUUCAUCCGCGAGUAAUGCACCCUGGUCAGCCACGCUCAACGGGCGUCUCUGUGAAUCACCGACUGAAAGUAACGCCGCAAGCGGAUGCACUCACGCCAGCGGGAGCGCCCAUUACUCCGCCAGCUUCGCCGGAAAAUGCUCAAACGACAUCCGCUGCCAAAGCGCCGUACAAGGAAGAUAGCCUCCGAGUGAACGGAGGUCAGGUUCAAACAGGCAAAGUUGUUACAAAGCCAAAAGCCAAGGUGCCACUUAAAUUCGAUCCUUCCUUCGACCCCGUCUCCACGCUCAACCACUAUUGCGAGGCAAAUGACUUUGAGAAACCUGCGUACAACAUAUUCAACAAGCCGCCGCACCUACACUGCUCAGUGCGGAUCGCUGGCGAUGUUUACAGUAGCUAUCCGCAGGAGUUCGCUGAUAACGAGACUGCAUGCCAGCGCACAGCACAGAUCGCCAUCCAGCGUAUCCAGCAUGCCGAGUCCCACUUAAAGCGCUCUGCCUGCACCUUUAGCGAUGCAGAGUUUAUCGACGGAUUGUACAAGGAGCUGUUGAAAUACCCACAUGGCAUAUUGGGUCACAAGCUGGAGGAUUGGUACGGCAGCACCUUCCGGCAACACCUGCCCAGUCACUGGUACGAUUUGAUAAUCGAGUCGAAUAAAAUUCGCGUUGAGCACGGCAUUGAUCCAAGGAUCAUAUUGUUUGCCAACGAUCCUGGGUCACCGGAGCCGGUCCGCAUCAGCACGAACACCCUGCCACAGCUGGUGCUGCCAUGGCAGUCCAGCGAAGGAGGAUCGCACGACUGGAACAUGUUCAUCAGCUACUGCGACUCCACCAAGCGAGUGUGGGCUCGAAUGAUCGAUCAGAUCGCAAACUUUGAAGAACUCACGAAGCAUAUGGGACGACAAAUGGAGUCUCCGCUUUUCCGACAAAAGGUAUUAAAACCUCAUGUUCAGGAAGUGUAUCUGGUGGAGAUUCCCGAUGGCUGGAAUCGUGUGCGUGUGAUUUCCGUCGAUGAGGAGACCUGUUCGUGCCGUUGCCACUUUGUGGACUUUGGCGAUGUGGCAAUGUUUCACUUUGAAGAUCUAUUCCAGUGUCCACCACAGUUCAUGGUGCUCCCGGCCCAGGCCGUGUGCCUCAGCAUGUACGCCUUGGAUAAGUUUGAGGAUCAUCCGCACGCUCAGCAAGUGUUAACGAAGGAGCUGGAUGGCCAGACGGUUGUCGCCCAUGUGCUCACCACCGAGAAGCAGUUCUUGGAACUGGGUGGAGCCGCGCAGGGGGUGGUGGAGAACGGUAAGCGGCGGGCGUGCUUGGUGGCCACGCUGUAUGAUACCUCCACGGCUGAGGACAUUCAUUUAAACGAUCUGGUUGCGAGCAGGAUAACCAAGUGCACACCGGCACCUUCGCUAUGUGACGAGAAGAAGAUCGGCAAGACCACUCCUAUUCUUGUGUCUCACAUCAACGAUGAUGGUGAUCUAAUGGUGCUGCUACGCAAUGAUGACUUUAAGUUUGUGGAGCGCAGUAUUGCGCAAACUGUGGCUGAUUUGGGCGCGCAGGACCGAGUUAGUUAUUCCGAUCUGCUCCACGACCGCCAUAUUUUUGUGUGCGACGAGUCUGUCAAUGGCGUGAAGCAGUGGUUCCGCGGUCGGCUGGUCACCAGACCACUCAAUCCGGAGGAAGAGACUUUCGAUGUCUACUACGUGGACGAUGGACGGCAGCGUAAGACGCACAUCUCUAAUAUCUACCGCCUGGAGGCUAACAACAGAGCUCUGGCUACGUUCCCGCCACAGGCCAUACCCGUUCGCCUGCACGACGUUCCAGAGAUCGCGGGUCAGAUGCUGGGUCGCCUGCGAGGUCUGAUACCAUCGCGCACCGAAGCUCUGCUAAAGGUUGUGGCCAAGGAUGGUGCAAAGCCUUUGGUAAACGUAUUCAUCCGUGAGGACCCGGAGUCCAUGUAUAUGUGCGUGAAUAUAGGCCUUCGCCUGGAGUUUGAGAUGGCUAGCUCCAUUCAUCCGGAGAAGUAUGAUCAUACGCUCCAGAGCUCCAAUGUCCAGCUGCCCAGACGCGGUAGCUUCAGCUCCGUGCUCUCCAGUCAGAGCAGCAGCAGCGACCUGGUCGCUACCACACCCCCGGUGACGCCACAAAAGACACCAUCCGCCAGAUCGGGAGCCAGCACCUUCUCGUCGCUCAUGCUCAAGGAUUAUGAGGCAAUUCCGGCUGUGGGUGCCUAUUUCGAGGUGCGCGUUGCCCUCUCCAUCAAUCCCGGUCACUUUGCGGUUCAACCUUAUAAAUGUUAUAACCAGCUGCAGACUUUGAUGAAGAAUUUACAAGAGCAUUGCCAACAACCUGCAGCCAAGGGAGUCCUGCCCUCACAACUGGCCAUUGGAGAGGCCUACGCUGCUCCUGACUCCGAAGGCGUGUACCAUCGCGUAAGUAUUCACAAGAUUUACGAUGAGAUUAUACACGUGCGCUUCGUCGACGUGGGCGACGAUGGAGUAAUUGCCUGUGAUCAACUGAAAACCCUAAAUCCAGAGUUAAGAAAGCUGCCCAAGAUGGCACUGCCAGCACAACUAUAUGGCAUACAACUGACUGAUGUGGUAUGGAGCAUGGAAAACUGCGUUCGAUUCCGCCAACUGUCGCUGGGUCAGAAGUUUAUUGGAAUUGUGCGGCGCAUGACCAAGCUAAAGGAUGGCGCACGGGCGCUGUGCCUGGAGCUGAUGGAUACCUCCACGCCGAAAGAUAUUAAGCUGCACGAGAUUCUCAUCAACGAGAAGCACGCACAGCCAGAAACCAAGGAAGUCUGAGUCGGAGGAGACGAUCCAUUUGAAUUUGUUCAUGUUUAUGUUUGCUUAAUCAUAGUUUUAGAAUUAGAGAUAUAUAACUUAUUACGACGACACAUUCCGCCACAUGGAACCGAUUAUAGCCAAUAAACUGCGGGUUUUUCUAUCGA
This is a messenger RNA of Drosophila teissieri, 4472 nucleotides long. RefSeq names its product tudor domain-containing protein 7 (gene tapas). The coding region runs from base 256 to 4326 and encodes 1356 amino acids. Lineage: Eukaryota; Metazoa; Arthropoda; Insecta; Diptera; Drosophilidae. The record is from RefSeq and is a predicted model, not a curated record. The transcript is spliced from 8 exons.